This is a messenger RNA of Saitoella complicata NRRL Y-17804, 1119 nucleotides long. RefSeq lists its product as uncharacterized. Bases 1 to 1119 code for a protein of 372 amino acids. The record is from RefSeq and is a predicted model, not a curated record. Lineage: Eukaryota; Fungi; Ascomycota; Saitoellomycetes; Saitoellales; Saitoellaceae. The transcript is spliced from 4 exons.
AUGGCCGCAGCGCAAGACCCGUGUUCUAUGAAUGUCACAAGUCGGGCAACAAAGUCCCGGUUCCCCAAGGGCCUAUCAAGAGCGCAACUGCAUGAGCGGUUCUUGAACGGUACAUAUCGUCUAAGAUGGCGAGAGCUGAAGUGUGUCGGCUACAGAAUGGACGUAUACCAUGCACUAUGUGGCAUAUACGGAGACACACCUCCCCCGGGAAGUGACGAAGGAACUCCUGAAAGGCCGGCGAACGCAGAUAGUGACGAGACUGAUCUUAGCGACACGGCGACGAAUGACGCACGGCCUAUGACAGCCGGCAGCUCUGUACUGGAAAGUCCCGAAAGAACUAGCGAAGAAUCUCUCGAAGGAACUCCUGCAUCAUCGAUCAAUGGCAUCGAGUUGUUCAGCCGUGAUGUCAUCUCAACGAAAGCCAUCGGUGGAUCUCCAAAAAGAUCGCGUUGGAAUCCAAAUAGGUCGGCGAGAGCCGGCGAGGACGGCACCAUGUUAAAUGGCUUCGCGGACCCGUCAUUUUUUGAAAAGGUCAUGCCUCUAUUUUGUAAGCGAAGGGCUACGACAUACGAAUAUUGCGGACAAUACCGGUUCAAGCAUGGGGGUGAGACGUCUAUCUUUCGAGAUCUUGCGCAGGCGGAGCAGGAUAUGUGGAUUGAUAACAUCUUGCACUACCGGAAUAAGCUCAUGUUUCACCAUGACCCACUCAGGACGGGGAAUCUCAUUAUGCCGACAAGUGAAACAGCGGCAGAGGCUCGGGACAAGCUGCUUGACGGAACGUAUCGGUUGCGUUGGAGGAAGCUCGAGUUCGUGCAGUACAAACAGGACCUCUACGAGAAAUUGUGUCGUGCCAAGGGCUCAGCAAGCUCGGGAGCUGAUGCAAAUGGGACAACGGAGGAACGAGUGUCGCCUGCUACGGCCACGGAAGAAGGACGCAACAACGCGUCUGACGAUGAUGUCGUUUUUCUCGCUGAGGUCACGGGGUAUGCUGUUGUCAAGGAUGAAGACAGCGCUCCUUAUGCUGAAGCACAUCAACAAUAUCAAUCGCAGUUGCAAUGGGGACAUUUCGGAAAUGAUGUAAUGUACAAAGGCUGCCCUAUCAUCGCCCAAUUGACGUAG